Messenger RNA from Stegodyphus dumicola, 1919 nucleotides. RefSeq names its product tudor domain-containing protein 5-like. Gene Ontology annotation, cellular component: P granule. NCBI's taxonomy places the organism in Eukaryota, Metazoa, Arthropoda, Arachnida, Araneae, Eresidae. The record is from RefSeq and is a predicted model, not a curated record. Gene Ontology annotation, biological process: piRNA processing; spermatogenesis; P granule organization.
CCUAAAAGGGAAUUCAAAAGAUAUGCAACUUUUAAAUAUCUUACGAUUUUGCUCUUGAAUUGUGUGUGACGUAUGGGCGAAGAAAGCGAUGUUUAGUAAUACAGCUAAAAAGAGAAAAGUCGUGUUAGCAGGAGUGAGCCCAAGAUCAGAAUGAUAACCACAGAUGCUUAGCGAGUGCAUAAAAACCUUAACAAACCCUCUGAUACGACGUUAAAAAUCUCAAUCCGUUUAGGAAAAAAAAAAAAAAAAGUAUUUUUCAUGCACCUGUAUUUACGUGGAAAUCUAUUCAUAAAUCUUGCAUUUUCUUUUUCAGAUAAAAUGAUUUCGAUGCGGUUGGAAGAUGUUAAGGAGAAGAUACGAAGUGCUCUUCCUCUUGGCAGGAAAAAAUGUUCGCUGGAUGAGUUCAAUCGUCGCUUCCGAAGCAUAAUCGGGCACAGAUUACCUUUUAAAGAGUUCCAAUACCAAACAGAUGUGGAAUUCUUAAAAUCCAUUCCAGACACCGUUUCCAUCAACCGUAUUAAAUCCGGAGAAUAUUUUGUACAAGGAGUUAAAUUAAAAAGGACAGAUAGCUUUGGUUCUGAUUUGUCUACACACUGCAGGCUUUAUGGUCUUACUUCCGCACAUUGCAAAUCAAGCGAUUUUAAAGACAGCACGAAACCUCCAUUUGCUUCUAUUCAUAAAUCAGUUGCAUCAUUUAUGAGCGAAGUACCUGAGGAACCAGAAAGUUCUAGUGUUGUUCCAGAAGAUGUGAGAAGAAAUCUUCUAAAGCUUCUUGAAAUGUACCCCUGUGGGAUGUGUGCUUCCGAUUUUCCUUCGCUUUAUGAAGAAGUUAACCAUGUUACAUUUGAUCAUCGUGGAUUGGGAUUUGAUUGCCUGGCAGAUUUCAUAGAUACAGUUUCAGAUAUAUUCAAAAGGAAACAUAUUGCUGAAAUUAAAAGAGAUUGGUUAAUUGUACCGGCAGAUAUGGAAGAUCAAACUUUUGCUAAAAAUGCUGAUUUGUCUAAGGACAACUCUCUCGUCGUUGACAAUGUUAUUCAGAACAUCCGGAAAAUGUUAGUAAAAUACUAUCCUGGAGGCAUCCCUUUAGAUAGUUUUCUUCAUGUAUACACUAUGAACUACCAAGACAUAAUCAGCUUCAGAGAUCUGGGUUUUGACAAUAUACAGUGCUUCCUCUCAAGUAUCUCUAAAUAUGUGCCUCUGCGAAUGGACAAGGAUAACAUUUGCAAAUCUUCCUAUGUUUAUUUUGUUACCGAUGCUGCACCUGAAAUUUUUGGAGAGGAGACUCUUCCGCAUGAUAUUGUUCCUCCAGAUUCAGAAUUCUCGUUACAAGAACUUCCAUCUAACAUAGAUUAUUCAAAGUAUUUUGCAGUAUAUCUCUCGCAGGUAUAUAGCCCCGAAGAUUUUUACAUUCAAAUAGUAGGACGAGAUACAACUGAUGCCGUGGAAAUUGUUCAGGAUAAAUUACACAAAUUCUGUCGCGGACCCUGGAGCUACAAUUAUAAAAUGAGAAAUGCUCACAUAAAGGUGGGAGCAAUAUGUGCUGCUUUAUUUACAGAUAAUUUUUGGUACAGAGUAAAAAUUGUGUCUAUACCUUCAAUGGAAAUGGUGGAGGUAAGUCAUUUAUUGUAAUUUGAAUGUUUUGUAAUCUAACCCUUAGAUUCUGAAGCAUCUUAUAUUGUUAGGACGCUCUCUUAAUUUUAAUAUCAUAAAUAAGAAAAGGAGAUUUGCUAAAAUUUAUCUAAAAAAUGCCUCACGCAUUUCGCCCUACUUAGCCAAUUUUAUCGUCCGAAAAUCGAAAAGGGAAAAUUAUACGUAUAAUUUAAUUUCCGAAGUUGCGGUUACAGUGAGUAUUUAAAAAAGGAAAGUAGUCGUGGAUAAACUACUGGUGACUAUCACAAUAUUACUUCUUAGGGGAAAAA